AUGUCUUCCGCACCCCACAAAAAGGCGCUCCUGAAAGUGAUCAUCCUCGGCGACUCGGGCGUCGGCAAGACGUCACUGAUGAAUCAAUUUGUCGAUCAGCGCUUUUCGAAUCAGCAUAAAGUGACGAUCGGAGCCGAUUUUAUCAUGAAAGACAUGUUGGUUGAUGGUCGCCUGGUGACAAUGCAGAUCUGGGACACGGCCGGCCAAGAACGUUUCCAGUCGCUUGGCGUAGCAUUUUAUCGAGGUGCCGAUUGCUGUGUAUUGGCAUAUGAUGUCACGAAUUCGACGUCUUUCAAGAAUCUCGACCCGUGGAGGGAUGAAUUCUUGAUUCAGGCUUCCCCCCGGGACCCUGAACAUUUUCCCUUUGUUUUGCUAGGAAAUAAGGUGGAUCUCGCGCAAGACCGUGCGGUCUCGAGGAAAAAAGCCGAAGCGUGGUGCCAGACAAAGACCAAAAUGCCCUAUUUUGAGGUAUCCGCGAAAGAAGCUGUCAACAUCGAUUUGGCUUUCCAGACGAUUGCGCGGGCUGCCCUGGCACGGGAAUCGCAGGAUACACAGGAUUUCCCAGACUUUCCGGCACAGGUACUACUCGACUGCGGGAAUGCUAAGAGUUCCAGCUUCUGCAGCUGCCAA
Messenger RNA from Mesorhabditis spiculigera, 630 nucleotides. The record is from the annotation of a GenBank genome assembly. Lineage: Eukaryota; Metazoa; Nematoda; Chromadorea; Rhabditida; Rhabditidae.